AUGCAGAUUCGACCUCCGCGCCGCUCCAGCAGCAUGAGUCGUGAAUUACCGAGGGUCGGCCUGGAUCCAGGCAACAUGAAUCAAUAUCGUGUACUUCCGCCAGGAGACUAUUCGACCAUUUCCCGUUGUAACCCCAGCAGCGGCGGCGGCGGUGGUGGUGGUGGUGUCCACCGGGUAUCGAGCCAACCCUUCGCUGGGGAUGCUGCAGCACCACACGCCUCGCCGGCAUCUCCAGCUUGCCGUAUUGCAACCGUUGGUCCUGCGCAGGCCUCUCAGAUUGCCGCUGAGGCAGCUAAACGCCGCACCACUGGAGACCCUGGUAAUCUCAUCGACGUUCGUAUUGCAUAAAAACCUUCUACUAAAAUGGUGCUAGUAGGUAUGAUGUAUGUUAAAUUCUGAAUUCUUACAUUUGGCAGGACGUUCGAGUGUCAAGGUGCUGCCCAACGAGCCACCCACAACUGUCGUGUCCCGUCUUCCACAACGUGCCCCAAACGCCCAACUUGUGCGACCCUCCAUGCUUGCCAACAAGUCGCAGAGGAUGCACAGCAAUCAGCACCAUCAGCAACAGCCCAACUUCGCUUAUGGCUCCGGUCACACCGUCCCGCCUCCCCAGGCCUUUUGGGGCGGUAGGCGGACGAACGUGGCGGAUGAGAUAGAAAGCACCAGUAUGGUUUAUUUCAUUUGACUCUAUCCUUAGAAAAGUCCUUAUAUGCACUGGUUUCUACUGCUGUUUAUGACGAUCCUUUGUGCGCCCUGCUCUUGCGAUUGGAGCCGCACCGUUUCUACAAAUUUACUUUUUCGUGUUUCAACGGACGUUUUGUUGGCUGCUAGUCAGUCUGAGCAUUGAUCGGGUGAAGACUCCCAAAAACACACGACGAGCCAAGGGUACCUGUUUUACGGGAGAGGUGGUAAUGGGGGUUUUGCGAGCGGGGCCUUUGUAUGCAUAGAUUAAUGACAAAAUAAGUAUAGAUCAUUGGUAAAUUUGUUUUUUUGGCCGGAAAAAUUUUAAUACAUGGACAUAUAGCAACCGUAGUUAGGCAGGACAAUUGAAAAAAUAAACAUUACGUGUCUACAACGAUCGCUUCUCAACUCUCUGAGCUGGGGUCAUUGUAGAUAAUCCACCAGACUGUCUAUAACCAGGCCGUCUACAACAGACUACCCAACCUUGUACGAUGAAACACCAAACCGAAAUAAUCGCGUCGGACUAAAAUCCACUUAAAUAAGUAUAGAAGGCACUCUUUGUAUGCCUCAGAUGCUAGGGGCCUUCACUCGAUCCAUACUGCUUUAUGUGGUAUAGCGGAGUCUAGGAAUACCAUUUUUUCCACUACGGCGGUUCUAAUCAUAUACUUACAUGUUACUGAAGUAGUCAUUUUUACAGAGUAUAGUUCUUGCAUGCAGCCGGAAGGAAGUUCUUUCGAAAGCCGGCAUCUUGAGGUAACUUACUUACCAUAGAGUGAUAAUGCAGAUUGAUUAGUUUUACAAACCUACUUGAUUAAUCUUUUCGAAUCGAAAACGCAUUUCGGAGUUUCAGUUGACAUUUCAUGAGUUAGCCCACCUAAUGUACGUAGGCUCGCCUGAACACGGCAACCCCUCGUCCAAGAAACCGGACGGCUAAAAUCGUGGAGGGCCACUGAACAAUAUCCGGCGGACUGCGCGGCUAAUAGCCUCUCAUUGUUCUUAACGAUUGUUUCAUGUCUUCAUGCAUCAGUGAUCCGAUAGACAUAUCCCUGUCCCCGGCUGCCACUAGCCUUUUUGAAUACCUACGCUGUCCUUCACAGGACGGUAUUGACUAAGUUCUACGUCUCAGCAUACUUUAGGUCUAAGGACUGUUUUUGUGUUCAUGUAAGAAGGCUUCGAGCUAAUUCCUCCUUCAAACUUACAGGUUUCAUCGACUCCUCGUGCGGCGGAUCGUAG
Molecule: messenger RNA, 1914 nt
Organism: Spirometra erinaceieuropaei
Lineage: Eukaryota; Metazoa; Platyhelminthes; Cestoda; Diphyllobothriidea; Diphyllobothriidae
Source: the annotation of a GenBank genome assembly